Molecule: messenger RNA, 1001 nt
Organism: Alnus glutinosa
Lineage: Eukaryota; Viridiplantae; Streptophyta; Magnoliopsida; Fagales; Betulaceae
Exons: 5
Coding region: 21-923 (300 amino acids)
Source: RefSeq, a predicted model, not a curated record
CCGAGAGUAUCCGUGCGAGAAUGCCGGAGAAAUUUUUUGAGCAGUAUGAUGCAGAAGAUGUAGAAUUCCUGCUGAGAGAUUGGUGCAGAGAGCAUAAAAUCGCAACCUCUGAACGGAUGAAGAGGUUGCGGGAGCGGAAUGACCUACCCCAUUGUGCGGGAUCUAAAAGUUAUGCCAGAUUUAAUCACGAGGAGGCAUGUACAUCUGGCACGCCCCCCACUCGCGCCGCGUCGUUCAUGAAGACCCACACAAAGAAGGACGGCACUUUCGUGAACGACCGUACACGGGUCUUAUGCGAGAGGAUGACGCAGAGUUUAGCCAGUGAUCCAGCCGCCACGCAAAGCGUCUCCGCAGACACGGUGCGUUGGGCACCGAACGACGCUUACGAACAGGCGAUUGGGAGGCCUGAGUAUGCAGGGAGGGUUCGGCAGGUUGGCCCGAACGUCACACCUGUUCGAGGGACAUGUUUUUCAUAUAGGCCUCGGUCACAGGGGGGACCAUCUCAGGGGACGUCUCGGGAUUGGGCCGAACAGUCUCGGAAGAUGGAAGAGAUGCAAGCGGAGCUACAUGCUGAGCGAGCGAGGAAUGACCGGUUGGAGCAGCGCGUGCAACAGUUCGACGGCAUAGAGCAGCGCUUGCGAGAGAUGGAGGUCUUCAUGUCCUCCAUGGCAGUACCAGCACCAUGUGUUGGUAAUCAGUCUUCUCCUGCACACGUAGGUAGUACGUCGUCCGUUGGUAGUGCAUCUGCAGGUAAUUCGACAACGGUUGGUACGUUGUCGCCUGUUGGACGACAGCUGAGCCAGCACUCCACUGUCGCUACACCUUCGCCCGCUACACCAUUCAUUGCGCAGCAAUCGCCGGUGGGCGAGAACACGCCUGGGACGGUACCUCGUGAUUCGCAGAGACGCCUUUCAGAUUUGUAGAUAUUUUGUGUAAUUAUUUUUUGUUCGUAAAUAUUUGCUUGUUAACGAAUAUGUUAUUAAUUAUUUGUUUGUGUAGUA